AUGGCAAAUGAGCAACACUCGUCACAAUGCCACCUCGAACCUAUCGACCUCAAUCAAGAGACUCAGUUCACCGAGCUCCAAAGACAGCGAACUCUCUGUGGCUGGGACUACGAGCAGCAAACCCUACAAUCAUGGAAAGAGAACACGAACACCAAAAAGCUUUUCUGGAUCACAAUUCCCGAUCCCGAAGAUAAAGACAAGUCUAUUCGCGCGGGCCAUAUAUCCCUCGACCCGUCAUCUGGUAUCCUCCAACCCGGUUUACUACAAGACGACGAGAUCGACCUCACCCUGAAGACCUUCUUCAUAUCACCCGAACACCGAGCUCUUAAACUCGGAAAGAAGGCGGUGCAGUUACUCGAAAAUUUGGCAAUCAAUAAGCCGCACGGUGAUCCACGCUGUCGUUAUCUCACGCUGUGUGCUAUAAGCAAGAGAUACGUAUACGAUGAGGAGUGCCGAGGGUUGUGGUCGAAAGUUGGGAUGGCCGAGCCACCAUUCAGUAUCCAGGAGUGGUAUGAGAAACUCGGUUAUGUCACAUGGAAGGAGAUGCCAUUGACCGAGGCAACUUCUUUGGAUGGCGAGGUUUUUCGGGUGUGGGAGGCGUUGAUGAGGAAGGACCUACGAGAGAACUUGAAUUUAUAA
Penicillium cosmopolitanum is the source of this 639-nucleotide messenger RNA. RefSeq lists its product as uncharacterized. Bases 1 to 639 code for a protein of 212 amino acids. NCBI's taxonomy places the organism in Eukaryota, Fungi, Ascomycota, Eurotiomycetes, Eurotiales, Aspergillaceae. Gene Ontology annotation, molecular function: acyltransferase activity, transferring groups other than amino-acyl groups. The record is from RefSeq and is a predicted model, not a curated record. The transcript has a single exon.